Asparagus officinalis (garden asparagus) is the source of this 1372-nucleotide messenger RNA. RefSeq lists its product as uncharacterized. NCBI's taxonomy places the organism in Eukaryota, Viridiplantae, Streptophyta, Magnoliopsida, Asparagales, Asparagaceae. The transcript is spliced from 5 exons. The record is from RefSeq and is a predicted model, not a curated record. Bases 809 to 1372 code for a protein of 187 amino acids.
UAAAGAAUUAUAAGAAAGCCGAUGAGGAAAAGAAGGCGGUGAUUUCGGGGAAGCGCGAUAGAAUGGCCGAGAUGAUUGUAGAUAUGAUUAAUGAAGACCCUAUAAUAUGUGUGAAACUUAUUGUGGCUUUCAUUAUCGGCUUCAUAUUAUGCCCGCGGACAUGUAAGACAUGUCCCUUGUGGGCGUUUAGAUAUGCGGAGCAGUUAUCAACUUUGCAUAAAUAUAAUUGGUGCCAUGCGGUGUUCACUCUUCUUUGCAAAGAGAUGAGUAAAUCAAAGAAGUCUCUUAGUAUGCGGGAAUUAGGUCAGCGCUCAAAUGCCGGGUACAUGGGUGGUUUUUCCUCCGUUUUACUGGUGAGUUACAUGAACAUUAUUUUGUAUAUCUUUUCAUUUUGAUAAUGAUUAUUGUUUAUGCACAUGCUAAUGUGUAGUUUCUUUUUUGUAGGUUUGGUUUUAUGAAAAAGUAGGGGAAUUAGAGUACACUUCAGAUAUUGAAAGGUUACCGCCGCUCUUUUGUGUGAAGAGUACUGGAAAGUGGAGGAGGACUACUAUGAACAAAUUAUAUAGAGUCCCGAAGUUGGUUACGGAUAAUGGCCAAGAGAAUACUCCUCUUAUUCAUACGGCAUCGCCAAUAGUAUUUGAAUCAAGGAAAGCUGAAUUAAUUUUCUUAAUUGCGGAGAAGACGUACGAGUUGAAUGAGCUCACUACAGAAUUACGAGAAUUAGAAGAGCGUAGUGCUAGAUGCCAAAAAAAACCAAGGAGAAAGAGGAUGACGGAAAUGUAACUGAAGAAAAAAAAUCAAAGAGGAUAUGGAAGCUAAGGAAUAUGAGAAUUUGGAAGGAACUGGGGAAGCCGAUUUAUGUGAUGACUUUGUGAUGAGCGCAAGAGACGUGAGAAUUUUAGAAGAUGCUCGAGAUGUUUCUCAAAAAGAUGAAGGUGGUAAUGAGAAUAACAGAGAAACGCCAUCUAUCAAACGGGCUGUCGGAAAGAGGGAGAGGAAGGAUGGACCCUCUGUUACUUCACCUUAUAUGCCUCUAGAUCAACCAAAGGAAGGCACAAAGAAGAGACGUGUCAUCCAGAUAUUGGAUAGUCCUGAUGGGAAAAAAAAGUACAAAAAUGAAGAAGGCUUCAUACCUACAUCUAGAGACUAUCCAGGUAAGGCACUGGCGUUUGAUUAUGAGAACAAAUUAAUUGAAGACUUUCUACAAUCGAGAAUGAACAGUGAUACGUACAUUUGGAAGUGUGCCGAAGCAAGCGUAUCUCGCUUAGAUGCUUAUAUACUAUUAACGGGAGGUGAACUCAGUGACGAUGUGAUCGAUGCAUUUGUUAUUCGGCUUUGUAACAAGAUUGAAACAACUAAUAGUUAUGAUUGA